This is a messenger RNA of Erigeron canadensis, 612 nucleotides long. RefSeq lists its product as uncharacterized. NCBI's taxonomy places the organism in Eukaryota, Viridiplantae, Streptophyta, Magnoliopsida, Asterales, Asteraceae. Bases 1 to 612 code for a protein of 203 amino acids. The transcript has a single exon. The record is from RefSeq and is a predicted model, not a curated record.
AUGUCAGGAAGGAAAGAUAAUUGGGGGUGGAUUGGGGGGAAGAAUACCAGCUUCAGUGUAAAAGGCGUGAAAGAUUGGCUAAGGGGCGGAAUAAAUAGUAACAACAGGUUCGUGUUUUCUUGGUUUAAAUGGGCUCCUAAAAAAUGUAAUAUCCUUAUGUGGAGGAUUGGCUUGGAACGUAUUCCUACUAUGCUUGCUCUUAGAGACAGAAAGUGCCGCUUUAAUUCGCUUCUUUGUGCCUUGUGUGAGAAGGAGGAGGAGGAGGACGUCAAUCACCUUUUCUGUUAUUGUGAAGUUAGUAUGGAAAUUUGGCAGAAGGUUUCAUCUUGGUGUGGCAUCCAACCUAUAUUCUUGUUCACCGUUAAAGACCUGUUCGAAGUGCACUCUAAUGCUAGGUUGGAGAAAAGAUCGGCUUCAGGAUUACAAGGUAUUAUCUUCACCACUUGUUGGUGCUUAUGGUUGGCUCGGAAUGAGAAGAAGUUUGAUAAUGGGAAGGUCCACGUCGAGAAGAUUUUUCAAGAUGUGAAGACUUUAGGUUUUUUAUGGUAUAGGAAUAGAACCAAGUUUUAUUCAAUUACGUGGGACGAUUGGUGUAAUUUCAAGUUGAUGUAA